GGGCUGGAAGUCGUGCUGAUGGUGAAAUACGUUCCUACAGCUGACAUUUUGGGGAAGACUCGUGGAGGUGGCGGUGUGUGGCAUUUGCACGUGUCGCCAAAGCUGGGAAGCAGACCGAUGGGUGCGGCCGCAGCGCGUGAGGCAGCGCAAGUUACAGGAGGGCGCAGUCCCCUUUUUUAGUAACACUCAGCGGUAUCGAUCUUGAGCCCUCUGGGAAUGUUAAAGGACGGAGUCCAACAACCUCUCUUAACUAACACCGCUUCGUCACUCCCUCCCAGAGGAAAUAUUCGGAUCUGCCUCAUCUGAGGAAACAUCUUGUUCCCAAUGUCAGGGUUGUCAGGGUGGCAUACUCGUUCCCAUCCCCACCCGUCCCGAGGAACCUUUACGCCCUCUAGCGAUACACUCAUAGCUGGCGUCAUUCGCUCCACUCAUCUUUAUCCGCGGCAACUCGUCGCCGCCUUUUUCGUUCCCGAUUUCGUCAUAGACACUGAAGGACGCGUUCUCCAACUUAACUCAGAAGAGGAAAAAGGGGCCAUCUACCAGAUUCUCAGUCGUGCUACUUCCGACAAGAUCCCUCUAGCUGGAGGAUACAAUAAUCAGUGGAGGAUUUUCCAUCCGAGGACGGACUUUCCCAUCUACAAACUCAAGAUCCCUAAUACCGAAGCGGGUAAAGUGGAUGUCGUUUCUGUGUAUGGACUGUCAAAGAGCACAAUGACGCUCGAGAAGCUGGUUGGCGGAUACACGGAAUUGCCUGAAGUGCUCCAGGAAGGUUUCACGCUGAUAGACGAAGCCCGCACGACGAGUGCUAAGGGGGAGGGCGAUAGCUCGCUCGCAAGAACUGUCGGAGAUCUUAUCGGUGAACUUUGAAAUGGUGUUUGACGAGGUAGUUUGGCAGAUGAGAAGAGAGUUUUAACACAUCCUUAUUGGUAGAUGACUGGUUGAUAGGCCACCAGACAAGCUGAACCCCAACCAACGAAUGAAAUUGGACCCAUUUGGUGUCUCAUUAUGUUGAUAGUUGUAAGGCAAGAAUCUACUCGACCUUGGCCUGGUGGGCUUCUAAACCACUUGAAAUGUUUCGGGAUCGCGUAAAGGACUUUUACCUCGGGGCAGGAACAGUAAGAGGUUAGAGUUCGCCAACAUGACAUCGAGGCCAUGGCUCAUUGUCCAUCACGGAAAUCCGCGCCAAAGCGCCGAGCAUGGGACGAACCCUCAAUAAGCUG
Molecule: messenger RNA, 1220 nt
Organism: Cantharellus anzutake
Lineage: Eukaryota; Fungi; Basidiomycota; Agaricomycetes; Cantharellales; Hydnaceae
Exons: 2
Coding region: 325-867 (180 amino acids)
Source: RefSeq, a predicted model, not a curated record